Racocetra persica is the source of this 136-nucleotide messenger RNA. The record is from the annotation of a GenBank genome assembly. NCBI's taxonomy places the organism in Eukaryota, Fungi, Glomeromycota, Glomeromycetes, Diversisporales, Gigasporaceae.
AACCAGUUGCAAUAUGGCAUUUUAUCAACGUAUGAUGAACAUUGUGAUCUUUACAUUACGGAAUCUCUACUAUUAGGAUCAACAUCACCGACAGUGCUCAAGGCAUAUGCGGUUUUUACUCAACUUGCUAAAGACA